This is a messenger RNA of Sycon ciliatum, 1797 nucleotides long. Its product is annotated as spermatogenesis-associated protein 22-like. The transcript is spliced from 8 exons. Gene Ontology annotation, biological process: homologous chromosome pairing at meiosis; regulation of meiotic cell cycle; gamete generation. The coding region runs from base 150 to 1109 and encodes 319 amino acids. The record is from RefSeq and is a predicted model, not a curated record. NCBI's taxonomy places the organism in Eukaryota, Metazoa, Porifera, Calcarea, Leucosolenida, Sycettidae.
UCGAUGCUACUUGGCCGAAGUAAAAUUACCAGUAUUGCCACUAUUGGCACUUCCGUUCAUCUUCUUUAGUCAACUAUUGUUUGGAAAGAAUUGCAAUAGCUAAGCCUAAACUAAAGAGCUUGCUGCCUCGAACCCAUCAAUAUUGUGCCAUGUAUUCGUCGAAGAAAGACUCCCAUCAGCAGGUACUCAGCAAUGUGUUUGGACAGAGGAAGAGGCCUCGCCAGCCGCUGAUGACGCAGCCAACAUCAUUCAAACCACCCCUAAUGGGAGAGGGUGAUGCGAGGAUAGGUCAUGGAGGAAGCCAAUCCCCCGCAAUGAAGAGUACUGGCAGUCCUGGGUUUCUUCCGCAACCAAAGCCAGGACCUACCAACAUUGCCAGGACACAGACAAGUGCUUGGUCACAGUCAAAUCGCCAGAACCAAGGGUCAAGGUCACUGGCACAGCCACAUGGCGUCAGUGGCACACCUACACUCAAGAGAGAGGCUCGAGUGAUCGGAGCAGGUGACGCACACGAACGGGUUUCUUAUCAGCAGAACUUUGCCAUCGCACCAAACAGGCAGCAGCAGCAACAUCAAGGACACCAGUCAUUCCUAGUUUCAUCACACCAAGUCAACACACCACCUGACCUUGCAAUGUCGACCCAGAAUCACACAAAGCAGUCUGGAACUAAGCUGAACCAGGGUAGUUCUGAGAACAAGUGGAAGAGUUCUCGGUCUCACAAGGCUGGUCUGCCCCGCUACAUGUCAGGUAACAUUCAGAGCGUACAAGACUGGAGCAAGCACAAGGACACAAUUCCUUUUGUGGCUGAAGUCUAUGGCCAGUUGAACUCUCAGAUAUCCACAAAUGCUGCCACUGGGGGCCAGGAGUUCUUCUUGAAGGACUCAUCUGGCACUAUGAAGUGCUGCUUUUGGCCAAUGGAUCGGGGCCUACCAAGGAUGUGUCGUCUGCAAAACUAUAGAUGUGUUGGGACCUACCAUGAGCCCCUAAAUCUUUUCCGAUGUGCAUCAGUGCGUCCGUUGAAGGCGAAUGAAGAGGCACUCAUUGUGGAAAACAUGCAGAAGAGUGAACAUGUCUUCAAAGAGAUGCUGAUGUGUCAGCAUGAAGCAUAAUCUCCUACCAUACAGCCGCACGGCACCCUAUCCAGUCUGGGUUGUGAGCACACCAGUCAUUGUGAUGUUGGCUGGUGCCAUGCAAACAUCAAUGUCUGCCACGCUGCGCUGUGCUGUGGCAGUGUUGUCAUCCCACUUCUGCUGGUCACAGUGACGUUAGGCGGUGAAUGUCCUGUUGGGUUUCAUCCAUGGUUCCCAUGGGAACUGUAGUGUCUUGUACACGUAUAUUUUUCUAGAUAGGAAAAAAACUAGGCAAUACUAUAAUUAUAAUAGUAUUUUGAAUUACACUGGAGCUGUUGGUGGAGGCCACAUGUUAGACUCCUUCCAAAGUUCCAGUACAUUUCUCCCUUCAUCGAGGCCUACUACUUUUUUGUAGUACUUCCUUUUCCAUAAUUUGAGUGGCCAUCCAUGCAUACAUGUACCUUGGAGUACAGUUUACUUUGCAAUGGCUAAUGUUACUUCCUUUUGAACAGCAGAGUUUAGUUUCUCGAGCUGUCUUACUACAAUGUAGUGCUCUGCUCAUGAACCCCUCAGUCAGGAACUAGAACCAGCCACUGUGGAUAAUUUCAUGGAGACUUGAGCAGUUGUCUUCACCAUGUAUCAUGCCAUACCGCUAUCAAUCAAUGUUCAUCCACCAAUCCAUCAGGCAUUCUCACUUUCCCCAGACCUACGCUUACGUGUCCCUCUC